Molecule: messenger RNA, 12921 nt
Organism: Nothoprocta perdicaria
Lineage: Eukaryota; Metazoa; Chordata; Aves; Tinamiformes; Tinamidae
Gene: DST
Product: dystonin
Exons: 63
Coding region: 117-12194 (4025 amino acids)
Biological process (GO): hemidesmosome assembly; cytoplasmic microtubule organization; intermediate filament cytoskeleton organization
Cellular component (GO): membrane; cytoplasm; hemidesmosome
Molecular function (GO): structural molecule activity; microtubule binding; calcium ion binding
Source: RefSeq, a predicted model, not a curated record
AAAAGACAGACUUGCCUAAGCAGCAGAUUUCCCUGGAUGAAGUGUCAACCAAGAAGGAACAAAUAGCUGAAGCUCUGCAGACCACUCAGUCAUUUUUAGCCAAGCAUGGUGACAAAAUGACAGAUGAAGAGAGAAAUGAAAUGGAAAAGCAAGUCAGAUCCCUCCAGGAGAGUUACAGCUUAUUAUCCAAUGAAGCUCUGAAACAACUGCAGGAAGCACAGUAUUUGAGUGAUGAAAAGAUGGAAGAAAAGGAUGUGGCUGAACGGCAGCAGGAAUGCAAGGAGAAGCUGCAGGAAAUGUGCGACCUGCUCACGCAGACCGAAAACCGGAUCCUCGGGCACCACGAGGCCCUUGUUAUUGGGGACAGCAAGGCCGAGCUGGAGCGCUGCCAGAGCAGGCAGGAGGAAAUCCAAAAAGACAUGAGGGAGAGUGCACAGGCUUUGGCAGAGGUGGUGAAAAGUACUGAAAUGUUCUUGAAAGAGAAUGGAGAAAAGUUGUCACAGGAAGACAAGGCUGUUCUGGAGCAGAAACUAAACGAAGCUAAAACCAAGUGUCUGCUUCUUAGCCAGAAGGCAGAAGAAUCCAAAAAAGAACUGGAUAAAGCUAUGACAACUGCAAUUAAGCAAGAAACGGAAAAGGUUGCAGCCAUAGAACAAUUGGAAGAGAGUAAAAAUACGAUAGAAAAUCUCCUGGAUUGGUUAUCCAACGUGGACAAAGAAGCAGAGCACGGUCGGAAGCUGAAGCAGGUGAUCGAGCAGAACGGGACGCACUUUGAGGAGGGAGACGGGCAGAUGGUGGAAGGGGAGGAGGACGACGUCAAUGGCAACCUGCUGGAGCUGCAGCAACACAGGGACACGCACGUGGACAGACUAGUUAGAAGCACGGAAGAUAACCUGAACCAGCAGUAUCAGAGAGUCAAGGCUCAACAUGAGAAAAUCAUGUCACAGCAGCAGGCUGUCAUCAUUGCAACUCAGUCUGCCCAGGCACUGCUCGAGAAACAAGGCCACUACCUUUCCCCUGAAGAGAAGGACAGGAUGCAGAGGAACAUGAAGGAGCUGAAGGCCCAGUAUGAGACUGCUUUAGCAGAGUCAGAAAGGAAAAUGAAGCUAACUCAUUCUCUGAGGGGAGAACUUGAGAAAUUUGAUGCAGACUACAGUGAAUUUGAAACCUGGCUGCAGCAGUCGGAACAAGAACUUGGUAAUUUGGAGGCCGGCGCUUCUGAUUUCAGUGGCAUUAUGAUCAAACUGAAAAGGCAAAAGAGUUUUUCAGAAGAUGUUAUAUCUCACAAAGGUGAUUUGCGGUAUAUUACCAUUUCUGGACAAAGAGUUUUAGAUGCUGCGAGGUCCUGCAGCAAAAGAGAUGGUGUUAAGGUCGACAAAGAGGGUAUUGAUACUUCAGCUACCUAUACUGAGGUGCAGAAUAAACUGGACAGCGCUUCAGAUCGCUUCAAAUCUCUCUAUACUAAGUGUAGCAUCCUUGGAAACAACCUUAAAGACCUGGCAGAUAAAUACCAGCACUAUGAAGAUGCCUCCUCGGGGCUUCUGUCAGGUCUCCAGGCCUCUGAAAUAGCUGUGAACAAACAACUGUCUGAGCCCAUUGCAGUGGAUCCCCAAAAUCUCCAAAGACAGCUAGAAGAAACCAAGGUUCUUCAAGGACAAGUAUCUAAUCACCAAAUUGCUGUUGAAAAACUGAAGAAAGCUGCUGAAGUGCUUCUGGAUACAAGGGGAGAGCUGACCCCAGACAAAGAUAAGAUUCAGAAAACACUGGAUGAUAUUGUGGACAGAUAUGACAAUUUAUCCAAGUCUGUGAAUGAAAGGAAUGAGAAACUCCAGAUAACUCUGACACGAUCCCUAAGUGUGCAGGAUGGCUUGGAUGAAAUGCUCGACUGGAUGGAAGGUGUUGAAAAGAGCCUUGAAGAGCAAGGUCAAGUGCCUUUGAAUUCUGCUGCUAUUCAGGACAUCAUUAGUAAAAGCAUUAUGCUAGAGCAAGACAUUGCCGGUCGCCAAAGCAGCCUAAACACUAUGAAUGAAAAAGUGAAGAAGUUCAUGGAAACAGCAGAUCCCUCCACUGCAUCAUCGCUGCAAGCUAAGAUGAGUGAACUUGCAGGGCGGUUUUCUGAAGCAAGUAACAAGCAUAAAGAAAAACUGGUGAAAAUGGAGGAGUUGAAGACGAAAGUGGAGUUGUUUGAAGGUCUGUCAGGAAAACUUCAGACAUUUUUAGAUGAGAAGAACCAGGCUUUCAGUGAGACUGAGGCGCCGAGAAAGGACGUCAGUGAAGUGUCUCAGUAUAUGCAGGAGGCCAGUAUAGAAUUGGCACAACAUAAGAAAGAUCUGGAAGUUUUGCAGCAGCUUCUUGAAGAACUUUCACUGCACGCUCUUCCUGGGGAUAAAGCAGUGGUACUAGAAAAAGUCACUGCUUUGUCAAAGAAAUUCCGAGAGGUAGAGGAGACGUUAAAGGAAAAAGAAGAGGAUGUAUCCUCUUGUCAGAAACAAAUGGAUACUUUUGAGCUCCUUGUAGAAUCUUUAACGAAAUGGAUAAAAGAAACAACAGAAAGAAUUCCAGCAGCACGACCCUCACUGAAUACAGAGGAGUUAAAGAAACCUUUGGAAGAUACUCUGAAUUUAAAAGAUGAAUGGACCUCGAAAGCACCUGAACUGCAGAAAAUGAACAGCAGAGGAACAGUGUUGUGCAAUCUCAUUACUGCUGUUACUUCUCCUGCAAAAUCAAGAGCAGCUGCAAAAUCAGGUGGAGUCAUGUUAAAUGGUGAUGGAGGUGCUCCUGGUACUCAGGAUUUCCUGAAAAAUAAAGAGCUGUCAGCUGUUCAACAAGCCAUGUCUGAUGUAAAUCACAGUUAUGAAGAUUUGGGAGUUUUACUGAAGGAAAAGAUUUCAGAACUAGAGAGCAUGCUUACAAAAAUGCAAAAUAUUCAGGAAGAAUCAACUUCAAUGAUGCAGUGGUUACAGAAGAUGGACAAAACCGCAUCCGACUGGGAAGCUGCUCCAACUGACAGUGAGGCUGUUAAGGCCCAAGUUGAGCAACACAAGCUGUUUGAAACUGAAUUAAAGCAAAGCGAGAAUAAAGUGCAGGAGCUAAAGGACAAAGUGACAGAGCUGCUGGAGAAGAACCCCAACUCUCCUGAGGCACCUAAAUGGAGACAAACGCUGGAUAAAAUAGAUUCCAAAUGGAGAGAGCUCAACCAAGUCACAUCUGAGAGACAACAAAAACUGGAGGAGUCCUCCAAUUACCUGACCCAGUUCCAGGCGGCAGAAGCCCAGCUGAAGCACUGGCUUGUGGAAAAGGAGCUAAUGGUCAGCGUGCUGGGACCACUCUCCAUUGAUCCGAAUAUGCUGAAUACCCAAAAGCAGCAGGUCCAGAUUCUGCUGAAAGAGUUUGACACCAGAAAGCCACAAUAUGAACAGUUGACGACGGCUGGCGAAGGGAUUCUGAGGAGGCCCGGGGAGCAUCCCCCCUCUCAUGAAAUCGUGAAAGAGCAACUGGCAGCUGUGGCCCAAAAAUGGGACAGCCUCACGGGCCAGCUGAGCAGCAGAUGUGAGCGAAUUGGCCAAGCCAUUGAGAAGAGCACCGAGUACCAAAGCCUGCUGCGAAGCCUGUCUGCGAAGCUAAGUGCCUUGGACAGCAAACUGAGCAGCAGCCUGGCUGUGAGCACACGGCCUGAUGCUGUGAAACAGCAGCUGGGGGUCGCCAGGGAAAUGAAGGAGGAGAUCGAGCAGGAAAGGGAGACCAUCAACGCGGCUCAAGCUCUUUGUGAAGAGCUGUCAGCACUGGUUGGAGAAGAGUAUCUGAAGGCAGAACUGACAAGGCAGCUAGAUGGCAUCAUAAAAUCAUUUAAGGAUAUUGAGCAAAAAUCCGAAAACCAUGUUCAGCAGCUUCAGUCAGCAUACACCACUUCUCACCAGUUCCAGCAGAUGUCCGAAGACUUCCAGACGUGGCUGGACAAAAAGAAAGAGGAGCUCAAGCAGGCUCGCCCCGUAUCAGCCAGACUUGAUGCCUUGCAGGCAUUAAUUGAGGAACAGCAAGAUUUUAAGAAGACCCUGUCUGAUCAGACUAGUUCCUACGAAAAAAUCCUUGUGGAAGGGGAAAGUAUCUUGCAGAAGACUCAAGGAGCGGACAAGGCAGCACUGCUGACCCAGAUCACCACACUCAAAAGCAACUGGGAUGAAAUGAAUAAGCAGGUAAAAGAAAGGCAAGAUAAACUAACAGAUUGCCUGGAGAAAGCCCUCCAAUACAAGCAGCACGUCGAAAGCCUGCAGCCGUGGCUAGAGAGGUGUGAAAGCAAUCUGUGUGAGGUAAAGAUUGGCAUAAGCCCUGAGGAAAUAGAUAAUUCCCUUGGGCAGGUGAAGGCCUGGCAGAAGGAGCUGGAUAAGCACCAUGGCAUGGUGGAGCUCUUGAACAGCACUGCGCAGAGUCUGCUCAGCGCCACGCAAACGGAUAAAGAAGUUGUUGAGGAGGAGACGAAGGCGCUUAAUCAGAAAGUGAACACGGUCACAGAACAGCUGCAUAAGAAGAGAGAGGGCUUGGAAAACGUGGCCCAAAGGCUGAAGGAGUUUCAGGAAUCGUGCAGGGAAGCUGCAAAGCAGCUUAAAAGUGCCAGGGAGCACCUGGAAGCUCACGAUGCGCUUGGGCCUCAGGCUUUCAGUAACAAACACCUGACAGUGAUGCAGACCCAGCAAAAAGCCCUGCAGGCCUUAAAGCCUCACAUGGAUUUAGCAAAAAAGCUGGCCCAGGACCUGGUGGUAGAAGCCUCUGAUUCAGCAGGUGUUUCUGACCUUUUGCUCCAAGCUGAGUCCUUGGAGCAGGAAUACAGUGCAGUGAACCAGCAGGUUGAGGAGAGGUGCUCGUUCUUGGAGACCAAACUUCAGGGAAUCGGCCAUUUCCAAAACAGCAUCCGGGAAAUGUUCUCCCAGUUUGCGGAGUUUGAUGAUGAGCUUGACAACAUGGCUCCAGUGGGGAGGAACCUUCAAGUCCUGCACUCACAGAGAGAGGACAUAAAACAUUUCCUGAAAAAGCUGGAAGACCUUAUAACGAAUAACGAAAACGCUAACAAAAAAUGCAAAAUGAUGCUCGCCACGGAAGCUGAAGCUUCUCCUGACCUCCUUGGCAUAAAAAGAGAUUUGGAUGCUUUAAAUAAACAGUGCAAGAAAUUACUCGACAGAGCAAAAGCCCGGGAAGAUCAAGUGGAGGGGACCAUGAGCCGUGUUGAGGAGUUCUACGUGAAGCUGAGAGAGUUUUCCAGCCUCCUUGGGAGAGCUGAAGAGCACGAAGAGUCGCAAGGCCCUGUAGGAAUGGAGACAGAAACUAUCAACCAGCAGCUGAAGACAUUCACGGCCUUCCAGAAGGAAGAGAUCGAGCCGCUGCAGGCGAAACAACAGGAGGUAAAUUGGUUAGGGCAAGGCCUUAUUCAAAGUGCUGCUAAAAGUACCAACAUCGAGGACCUCGAAGGUGACCUUGAAGAUGUUAACACCCGAUGGAAGACUCUCAAUAAGAAGGUUGCCCAGCGGGCCGCGCAGCUGCAGGAAGCCCUCCUGCACUGUGGGAGAUUCCAGGAUGCCCUCGAGUCCCUGCUCAGCUGGCUCAUCGAUACCGAGGACCUCGUGGCUAAUCAGAAGCCGCCCUCUGCUGAAUUUAAAGUGGUCAAGGCCCAAAUACAAGAACAGAAACUCCUGCAGAGGCUGCUGGACGACCGCAAGGCCACGGUUGAGGUCAUCAAACGUGAGGGGGAGAAAAUUGCAGAGUCAGCAGAGCCUGCGGACAAAGAGAAAAUCCUGAAACAACUGGACCUGCUGGACAGCCGAUGGGACGCGCUGCUCAGCAAAGCUGAGACAAGGAAGCAUCAGCUGGAAGCCAUCUCGGUGGUGGCAGAGCAGUUCCACGAAGCCCUGGAGCCGCUGAGCGAGUGGCUGACGGCCACGGAGAAGCGGCUGGCCAACGCCGAGCCCGUCGGCACGCAGACCUCCAAGCUCCAGCAGCAGAUUGCUCAGCACCGGGCCCUAGAAGAUGACAUCCUAGCUCACAAUGAGAGUUUGCAGCAGGCCAUUAGCAUUGGGCACUCUCUAAAAGCUAUGAGCUCCAGGGAAGAUAAGGAUACGGUGCAGGAAAAGCUAGAUGCUUCCCAAGCCCGUUACAGUGAUAUUCAAAGGAAGAGUGACAGCAUGUCUGAGUUUCUGCAGCAAGCUUACUCCAACGCCCUGAUUUUUGGGGAGGAUGAAGUAGAAUUGAUGAACUGGCUGAAUGAAGUCAAUGAUAGACUCAGCAAACUGACAGUGCAAGAUCACAAUACACACCUGCUUGACAGACAGCACUCUGAGCUACUGGAACUUCAAGAAGAGAUUCUUCGUAGGAAGCCAAACGUUGAGCUGGCCGUACAGAACGGCUUGGAGCUCCUCAAGAGGGCAAUAGGUGACGAAGUCGUAAUAAUUCAAGAUAAACUGGAAAGCAUUAAAGCAAGGUACAAAGACAUUACACAGCUGAGCUUGGAUACAGCCAAGACCUUGGAGCAGGCUCUGCAGCUGGCGGGCCAGCUUCACUCGACGCACGAGGAGCUCUGCAAGUGGCUCAACCAAGUGGAAGUGGAGCUCGUCUCGUGUGAAAAGCAGAUUCUGAGCGAUAAGGAACUAGCCCAAGCACAAGAAAGACAAAAAGAACUGAAGAAGGAAGCGGAGAGCCGCCGGGCCUUGGUGGACACCCUCACGGAGGUGGGCAGCGCCCUCCUGGAGCUGGUGCCCUGGCGGGCCAGGGAGGGCCUCGACAGGAUGCUCACGGAGGCCACGGAGCGCUACCGAGCCGCGAGCGACACCAUCGCGCGGAGGGCCCACGAGGUGGACGCCGCCAUCCAGAGAGUCCAGCAGUUUGAUAAAGCCACGGAGGCCGAAAUAGUCUGGGCUAAAAAAACAAUCAAGCAGCUGAUGUCUCUGGGUGAUAUUAGGCUUGAGCGAGACCAGACCACUGCUCAGUUACAAGUUCAAAAGGCAUUGACCAUGGAGAUAYUGAAGCACAAAGAACACGUCGAUGAUCUUGUGCAACGUGGGGAGGGGAUUAUGGAAACCUGCACUAAAGAAGAGAAGAAGUCUGUGAAGAAAAAAGUGGAAAACAUGUUACAGACAUUUGAUAGACUCUUUAACAUAAACUCCGAGAGAAACCUCCAGCUGGAACGGGCUCAGUCCCUGGUUAACCAGUUUUGGGAGACUUACGAAGAAUUUUGGCCGUGGUUAACUGAGACAGAAAAGGUCAUCGCUCAGCUUCCUGCCCCUGCCCUUGAAUAUGAAACUUUAAAGCAACAACAAGAAGAGCAACGGCAACUGCGUGAGCUGAUCGCUGAGCACAAGCCCCACAUGGAUAAGAUGAACAAAACGGGGCCCCAGCUGCUGGAGCUGAGCCCAGCAGAAGGCUUCACCAUCCAGGAGAAAUACACGAAAGCUGACUACCUGUACAACAAAAUUAAGGAGGAUGUCAAAAAGCGAGCGCUGGCGCUGGAUGAAGCCAUUUCUCAGUGUGCCCAGUUCCACGACAAGAUCGAUGCCACGCUGGAGAGCCUGAAGCGCAUAGUCGAACGCCUGAGGCAGCCCCCUUCCAUCUCUGCAGAGGUUGAGAAGAUUAAAGAGCAGAUCAGUGAAAAUAAGAACGUGUCAAUGGAUCUGGAGAAACUUCAGCCCGUGUAUGAGACGCUGAAAAAGCGAGGGGAGGAAAUGAUUGCUCGCUCAAAAGGAGCUGAUAAGGAUAUAUCUGCUAAAGCUGUUCAAGAUAAACUGGACCAAAUGGCCGCGACUUGGGCAGACAUCCAGGCGCUGACCGAGGAAAGAGAGGCCAAACUGUUGGAUGCAAUGGAGCUAGCGGAGAAGUUCUGGUGCGAUCACACGGCUCUGGUGGCCACUCUCAAAGACACCCACGACUUCAUUCGGGGCCUCGAGGGCCCCGGCGUCGACCCCUCUGUGGUCAAGCAGCAGCAGGAAGCCGCAGAGGCUGCUAAAGAAGAAAUCGAUGGACUGCAGGAAGAUCUAGAAGCAGUUGUGAACCUUGGCUCUGAACUUAUAGCUGCUUGUGGAGAGCCUGAUAAACCUAUUGUCAACAAGAGCAUAGAUGAGCUGUAUUCUGUCUGGGAUGCCUUAAACAAAGCAUGGAAGGAGCGGGUGGACAAGCUGGCCGAAGCGAUGCAGGCCGCUGUGCAGUACCAGGAUGGCCUGCAGGCUAUAUUUGACUGGGUGGACAUUGCUGUCAGCAAGUUAGCAGCCAUGUCUCCCGUUGGAACAGAUCUGGAAACAGUGAAGCAGCAAACUGAGGAACUCAAGCAAUUUAAGACAGAGGCGUAUCAGCAGCAGAUAGAAAUGGAAAGACUGAACCACCAGGCAGAACUGCUGCUGAAGAAGGUGACCAAGGAAAGUGACAGCCACACGGUUCAAGACCCGCUCUCGGAGCUCAAACUACUGUGGGACAAACUAGAAGAACAAAUCAUCAAUAGACAGCACAAGCUGGAGGGUGCCUUGUUGGCCUUGGGGCAGUUCCAGCAUGCCCUGGAUGAGUUACUGACGUGGCUGACACAUACAGAAGAGUUGCUGAACGAGCAGAAACCUGUGGGUGGAGACCCCAAGGCUAUUGAAAUCGAACUUGCCAAGCAUCAUGUGCUGCAGAACGAUGUCUUAGCCCAUCAGUCCACGGUGGAAGCUGUUACGAAAGCGGGAAACGACCUGAUCGAAUCAAACGCCGUAGAAAAAGCCAGUAACCUACGGCACAAGCUGAAGCUGCUGGAUCAGCGCUGGCAAAACGUGCUGAAAAAAACAGAACGAAGGAAACAGCAGCUGGACAAGGCCCUGAUCCAGGCCCAGGGUUUCCAUGGUGAAGUUGAAGACAUGCAGCAAUGGCUGACAGACACCGAGCGGCCGCUGUUGGCAUCGAAACCAGUUGGAGGAUUACCAGAAACAGCGAGAGAGCAGCUCAAUGCCCAUAUGGAACUUUGUGCUGCCUUUGAAGACAAAGAAGAGACCUAUAAGAAUCUAAUACAGAAAGGCCGGCAGAUGCUUGGAAAAUGCCCAAAAUCUGCGAAAACGAGCGUCGAGCAGGACAUAAAUAACUUAAAAGAAAAAUGGGAAUCAGUACAAACAAAGCUCAACGAAAGAAAAACCAAACUGGAGAACGCGCUCAGCUUAGCCAUGGAGUUCCACAAUUCACUUCAAGACUUCAUCAACUGGCUUACCCAGGCGGAGCAAACUCUGACUGCUGCUUCUCGGCCAAGUCUUAUCUUGGAUACUGUCUUGUUUCAAAUUGAUGAACACAAGGCUUUUGCCACAGAGGUGAAUUCUCAUCGGGAUCAAAUGCUYGAGCUGGACAAAACUGGAACCCAUUUGAAAUAUUUCAGCCAGAAACAAGAUGUUGUCCUUAUUAAGAAUCUACUGAUUAGUGUUCAGAGUAGAUGGGAAAAAGUAGUCCAACGCUUAGUUGAAAGGGGAAGAGCUUUGGAUGACGCAAGGAAAAGAGCCAAACAGUUCCACGAAGCCUGGCAUAAACUCAUGGAAUGGCUGGAAGAAUCCGAGAAGUCUUUGGAUUCAGAGCUUGAAAUUGCAAACGACCCUGACAAAAUAAAGCUGCAGCUUGCACAGCAUAAGGAAUUCCAGAAAUCUCUUGGUGCCAAACAUUCUGUGUAUGAUACCACGAACAGGACUGGACGCUCCUUGAAAGAGAAAUCCACUUUGGCUGAUGACAAUUUGAAACUAGAUGAUAUGCUGAGUGAACUAAGAGAUAAAUGGGAUACAAUUUGUGGAAAAUCAGUAGAAAGGCAAAAUAAGCUGGAGGAAGCUCUGUUGUUCUCGGGUCAGUUUACUGAUGCUUUGCAAGCUCUCAUUGACUGGUUGUACAGAAUUGAGCCACAGCUGGCCGAAGAUCAGCCAGUGCAUGGUGACAUUGAUCUAGUCAUGAACCUGAUUGACAAUCACAAGGCCUUCCAGAAAGAGCUGGGGAAGAGAACGAGCAGCGUGCAGGCCCUGAAGCGCUCGGCCAGGGAGCUCAUCGAAGGCAGCCGCGACGACUCGUCCUGGGUCAAGGUCCAGAUGCUGGAGCUGAGCACGCGCUGGGAGACAGUUUGUGCCCUGUCAGUGUCCAAGCAAACACGCCUGGAGCAGGCUCUCCGGCAGGCAGAAGAAUUCCACUCCGUUGUCCAUGUUCUCUUGGAGUGGCUGGCAGAGGCUGAGCAGGCCCUGCGAUUCCAUGGCGUCCUUCCAGAUGAUGAAGAGGCUCUGCGGACACUAAUGGAGCAGCACAGGGAAUUUAUGAAGAAACUGGAUGAGAAGAAGGCAGAGCUGAAUAAAGCAACAGGUAUGGGCGAAGCUCUCCUGGCCAUCUGCCACCCAGACUCCGUCACCACCAUUAAGCACUGGAUAACAAUCAUCCGAGCCAGAUUCGAAGAGGUAUUAGCGUGGGCUAAACAACAUCAGCAGCGGCUUGCAGGAGCUCUCUCCGGGCUUAUUGCUAACCAGGAGUUGCUGGAAGCCCUGUUAUCCUGGUUGCAGUGGGCAGAGACCACCCUUAUUGAGAAGGAUAAAGAGGAAGUCCCCCAGGAGAUUGAGGAAGUGAAAGCGCUCAUAGCUGAGCACCAGACCUUCAUGGAGGAAAUGACCAGAAAACAACCUGAUGUGGAUAAAGUUACCAAGACCUACAAAAGAAAAGCACUUGAACCCAUUCCAGUACAAUCUCAUAUUCCCAUCCUUGAUAAGGGAAGAGCAGGAAGAAAGCGUUCCCCAACGCCCGGCAUCUAUCCCGCAGCGACGCAGACCCAAAUUGAAACCAAGAAUCCGAGGGUAAACCUCUUAGUCAGCAAGUGGCAGCAAGUCUGGCUGCUGGCCUUGGAGAGAAGGAGAAAACUUAACGAUGCUCUGGACAGACUUGAAGAGUUGAAAGAAUUUGCCAACUUUGAUUUUGAUAUUUGGAGGAAAAAAUACAUGCGAUGGAUGAACCAUAAGAAGUCUCGUGUGAUGGACUUCUUUAGGAGGAUUGAUAAAGAUCAGGAUGGAAAGAUAACAAGACAGGAAUUUAUCGACGGAAUUCUUUCUUCAAAAUUCCCAACAAGCCGCCUGGAAAUGAGUGCGGUUGCGGACAUUUUUGAUAGAGAUGGUGAUGGCUAUAUUGACUAUUACGAAUUUGUAGCAGCUCUCCACCCAAACAAGGAUGCAUACAAACCUCUCACAGACGCCGACAAGAUUGAAGACGAGGUUACAAGGCAGGUAGCCAAAUGUAAAUGUGCAAAGCGAUUCCAAGUGGAACAGAUUGGGGAUAACAAGUACAGGUUCUUCCUGGGAAAUCAGUUUGGUGACUCGCAGCAGCUGCGGCUCGUGCGGAUCCUGAGGAGCACAGUCAUGGUCCGCGUGGGAGGCGGCUGGAUGGCGCUCGACGAGUUCCUGGUGAAGAACGAUCCUUGCAGGGUUCAUCAUCACGGGAGUAAAAUGUUACGUUCGGAAUCAAACUCUUCAAUUACCACUCAGCCUACUAUAGCUAAAGGGCGCACGAACGUGGAGCUGCGGGAGAAGUUCAUCCUGGCCGACGGCGCGAGCCAGAGCAUGGCCGCUUUCCGGCCGCGGGGCCGGAGGUCGCGGCCCUCGUCGCGCGGGGGCUCCCCCAACAGAUCGACGUCGCUCUCGAGCCAGGCCGGCCAGGCGGCCGCCGCGCCGCCCGUCGCGGGCAGCACCCCCAAGACACCCCAGCAUUUAACACGCAACUAUGGUAAACCAUGGUUGACAAACAGCAAAACGUCAACUCCUUCUAAGCCAUCAGAAUCUUCAGACUGUCAAGGGUCAUCUGCAGAGGGAACUCCAAUUCAAGGCAGUAAGCUCAGACUACCGGGCUAUAUCUCCGGGAAGGGUUUCCAGUCUGGAGAGGACAGUGGGAUACUGUCAACAGCAGCCACCAGAGUUAGAGCGCAAUUUGCAGAUCCCCGCAGAACUCCGAGCAGAUCCGCGAGCCGAGCGGGGAGCAAGGCUGGCAGCAGGUCGAGCAGCCGCCGGGGCAGCGAUGCUUCCGACUUUGACAUUUCAGAGAUCCAGUCGGUGUGCUCGGACAUGUCAGAAACUGUUCCUGCUGCAAGCAAAGCGACGCCCCGAGCAGGUUCUCGGCCAGGAUCAGUAAAGCCUUCCAAAAUUCCAACUCCCAAAAGAAGGUCGCUAGCGAGCAAACCUGGCAAGCCCUUGAAGAGAUAAUAUGUUUGGCUCUGUAAAGGCGUUUACUUUUGCAAUAAAUAUUUAAGUUUCUAAGAUGUAAAAUAUUGUGUAGAAAUUAUUGUGAAAUAUCGCAGGAGGUGGAUUUUUAAUUCUGCAGAUGGCCUUAUUUGUGUAUUUGUCUUCUUCUUUUAUGUGUAUAAUUUUUGUCAGAUUUUUUUUUUGUUUAUGCCAUAUCCUGUGAGAAGGAGGAAGAGUUUUAAUGUAAACUAACAAUUGUACACAGUAAUGUGUAGAAAGUACACUAAAAAUAAUUACCGAAUGUACAGUGUACUGAAUGUACAGUCAGUCUCUGCAACCUGAAUAAAAUAGGUCUAUCACUAUGUCAUUAGGCAACAGUAAAGGAUACCUCAUGAUUUUUCUUUAAAAAAAGGAAAAAAAAAAAAGAAAAAGCCAAAAGACACAAUUACACAUUUUGACCUAACUAAACCAACACUAAAGGAUGUAUCUCGGAAGUACUAAGGAAUACAAAGACACGCUCACAAUACCCGUAUUUAUACAGCAUCUCCUGGAGAACUCACAGAGUGAAUUAAGCACUUGCCAGUCCUAUGAUACUCCAAUACCUUGCAGCAUUUCUGUGCCAUUGCUUUCAAUGAGGCCAGACACAUUCUGGAUACUUGAACUAUUAUUCUGUAAGAAUAUCAAUAUAAAGUGCAUUCAUGUAAAUGUGAGGUUUUCUUUUGCUUGAAUGGAUGGUAGCACUGUAUCA